This is a messenger RNA of Scleropages formosus (Asian bonytongue), 1860 nucleotides long. RefSeq names its product von Willebrand factor A domain-containing protein 5A-like. The coding region runs from base 159 to 1391 and encodes 410 amino acids. The record is from RefSeq and is a predicted model, not a curated record. NCBI's taxonomy places the organism in Eukaryota, Metazoa, Chordata, Actinopteri, Osteoglossiformes, Osteoglossidae. The transcript has 10 exons.
ACGCGGGGGCGGGAGGUGUAGCGCUCCUGCCUUUAAACAGACAAGAUAUGACAAGUUAGUCUUUUCUGAAAGCCGCUCCAAUAGUUAUCCGCUGCAACAAAACAAUCGUAAAAGAGGGACGUUCGUAAGGAAACGCAGGUGGAAAAUUGUGGGACAGAAUGGCAACUACAUGUGGACUGAGAACUCUGAAAAAUGAACCAGUGCCUCUGAAGUCUGUGUCAGUAGAGGUGGAUGUCCAGGGUCACGUAGCAUCGGUUAACUCCACCCUUCAGUAUGAGAACCAGGAGUCCAAUCCCGUGGAGGCCAUCUUCAUCUUCCCCAUGGACAGCAAUGCUGCCGUUUACCGGUUCCUGGCCCGUAUCGGGGACGUCGAGAUCGAGGCCCAAGUCAGAGAGAAGGAGAAGGCAAAGGAAGAGUAUGACGAUGCCAUAAGCUCUGGGCAGGAGGCCUUCCUGCUGGAGGAGAGCGACGAGAGCUCUGACGUGUUUCGACUGAGUGUGGGGAGUCUUCCUCCUGGACAGACUGCCUCUGUUACCGUGGGAUAUGUCACUGAACUGGCUGUACAGGCUGACCACACCCUGAGGUUCUGUUUGCCUGCUGUGCUCAAUCCUCGCUACACCCCUGCAGGCAGUAAGAGCUUAACGGCAGAAGUGCCGGGUGCCCAGGCUGGUGAUGUGCCGUAUACUCUGUCCCUCACCAUGGACAUCUACUCUCCCAGUUCCAUCCAGAGUGUGGAGUCUAACUGCCCCCUCACCCCACUGGAGUUUUUCUCUCAGGACAAAACUCAGGCCAAAGUGAGUCUGAGCCCAGGUCAUCAGUUUGAUCGUGAUGUUGAGCUCCUGCUCUACUACAGUGAGCCUCACCAGCCCAUGGCCAUAUUGGAGGCAGGUCAGCCAGGUGUUCAGUCAGGGUCAUUAAUGGGUGAUACUGUAGCCAUGCUAAGUUUCUACCCAGAAAUCCAUGUUGAAAAAUCAUCUCCAAUGAUGUCCAGUGGGGAGUUUAUAUUCUUGGUGGAUCGUUCGGGAAGUAUGGGCUGUCCGCUAAACCGCAGCAAUGACAACGAGAGCCGCAUCAGCAGUGCCAGGGACACUCUGCUGUUAUUGUUGAAGAGUCUUCCUUUGGGUUACUUCAACAUCUAUGGUUUUGGGUCACAUCAUGAGUCUUUCUUCCCUGAGAGUGUGGAAUAUACUCAGACCACCAUGGAAACUGCUCUAAAUAAGGCAAAGUCAAUGCAGGCUGACUUUGGAGGAACAGAAAUCUUUCAACCCCUCCAGAAUAUUUACAGCAAGCCCUGCCUUCCCUCACAUCCACGACAGAGUAUAAUAUUUUCACUGGGUACUCACGGGAAGAAAGACUCGUACUCCGAACCAAAUCCACAGAUGUUGAAGUAACAGCCCAGUGGAAGACUCUUCAACAACAGAAGUAAAGUGUCCUACAUAGCGAAGACGUGAGAGAAGAGAACAAAAGUAAGAGGAUGACUCUACUUGCUAUCUAUGUGUAAAUGAACUCUACUGUGUUUCUGUAUAUUAGUGGAUAUCAGUGUGUAUCACUGUGUAUCAGUGUCACUUAUCCCUGUUAGCCAGUCUUAAUUAGUUCCUGCAAACUGAAAAAUUAAAAAAAAAAAGUGGAAAAUUACACCAUUAUUUUAUUGUGAAAAAAUUCCAAUUCCCAAUGACCUCCACGUCACACAUGUGCCAUGUCCUACAAACCCUUACCCCACCUCCACUUCUCAUUCUGUAUAACAGUGACCCAAACAAGGGGCUCAACAAUCUCACAAGUACGAGGCCUCCAGCAAACUUUAAGCCCAUAUGGAAAGCGAACCAAGUUUGUGCUUAUGCGCCUAGCGGCAGUGUAGAGUAC